This is a messenger RNA of Lithohypha guttulata, 3894 nucleotides long. RefSeq lists its product as uncharacterized. Lineage: Eukaryota; Fungi; Ascomycota; Eurotiomycetes; Chaetothyriales; Trichomeriaceae. Gene Ontology annotation, biological process: transmembrane transport. The record is from RefSeq and is a predicted model, not a curated record. The transcript is spliced from 5 exons. Gene Ontology annotation, cellular component: membrane. Gene Ontology annotation, molecular function: ATP hydrolysis activity; ATP binding; ABC-type transporter activity. The coding region runs from base 1 to 3894 and encodes 1297 amino acids.
AUGGCAGGAAACACUACAGAAGCCGUCGCCAAAGGGCGUGUCUCCAGCACAGGAAUAGAGGCUCACAAGCAAGAACCUCCGUUACAGGAUCUAUCAAAUCGAGGCGGCAACAAGGAUGCUUCUCCGUACACAGAAAAGCCUUCGGAGACAUCAACAGAUUCUACAAAUGAUAAGGACAAAGACAAAGGCAACGUAGGCGCCUAUUUUCGGAUAUUCCAGUAUGCAGAUGGACUCGACCGCCUACUGUACGCGAUUGCCAUCCUGGGCUCUGUCGUGGCAGGUGCCACCUUACCGCUGAUGACUCUGGUCUUUGGGUCAUCAACUGGUACUCUGAAUAAUUACGCUGCCGGGCAGGGCAACACGCAGCGGUUACAAGCCGAUAUAGAUCAACUAGUUCUCUACUUCGUUUACUUGUUUAUUGGUCGCUUCAUAAUUGGCUAUGUGGCUACACUCUGUGUAAUCAUCGCAGCUGCAAGGACAACAAAUGCGCUCAGAAAGGCAUUUUUGGAGAGCCUGUUGAGAAAGGAGAUCUGGCAGUUCGAUAUGCAAGGCCAAGGCUCUGUUGCAACGCAGGUCACAACCAAUGGUCACCGCAUCAAUCAAGGAAUCGCCGAAAAACUUUGCACAGUCAUUACAGGAGCCUCACUAUUCUUCUCCGCGUAUAUUGUUGCACUAACAGUUCAGUGGAAGCUUGCUCUGAUCACAAUGACAAUAGUACCGGCUAUGAUCCUGCUCGUUGGCGGUUGCAUAAGCCUUGAUGCACCUAUAGAAGCUCAAAUUACGCGCCUCUACUCUCAAGCUGCUACCGUUGCGCAAGAUGCAUUAAGCUCUAUCAAGACUAUCCAUGCAUUCGGAGCUCAGCAGAAGAUAGUGAACCAAUAUAACGAAUAUUUGCAAGAGGCGCAUCAAGUAGGUCGGAAGAAGUCGCCAAUAUAUGGAGUGCUGUUCUCUAGUCAGUCCUUCUUAGUGAUGUCGGGAACUGCUCUUGCUUUUUGGCAGGGCUUCAGGAUGUUUCAAAGUGGAGAAAUCCAGAGUGUUGGCACAGUCUUCACAGUCGUUCUCAGCGUGACACUCGGCGCUACGUCUGUUUUACCUGUCAUGUUUCAGAUACAAGCAGUGACAAAUGCCUCAUCCGCAGCUGCUGAGUUGUUCGCGAUUAUCGACAAACCAUCCUUACUCGAUCCACUCUCCUCGGAAGGCGAACGCCCGCUGGACUGCGACGGAGCGAUUGAGCUCCAGAACGUACAUUUCGCAUAUCCUUCUCGGCCAACAGCUCCUGUAUUGCAAGGAUUGAAUUUGCUCAUCCCGUCCGGAAAGACCACCGCCCUCGUUGGACCUAGUGGUUGUGGUAAGUCGACAUUAGUCGGCCUAUUAGAGCGAUGGUACCAGCCUAGCUCCGGGCAGAUCAUUCUGGAUGGUCAGAACCUCGGUCUUCUCAACACAAAAUGGUUACGAAGCAACAUCAGACUCGUACAACAAGAACCAACCCUUUUUCAGGGCACAGUCUUUGAAAAUGUUGCAAAAGGUCUGGCAGACGAGCAACUGGAUCUUCCUAUAGAGAGUCAGAUGAAACUUGUGCAAGAUGCAUGUAUGGCAGCUGACGCGCAUACAUUUAUUGAGAAAUUACCCGACGGAUACAACACACAACUUGGUGAAAAUGCCAAUUCAUUGAGUGGAGGUCAACGUCAAAGGAUCUCUAUCGCCAGGAGUAUAAUAUCUAAUCCUCGAAUCCUUCUAUUUGAUGAAGCUACGAGUGCUCUGGAUCCUCGUGCGGAGAGAAUCGUUCAAAAUGCUUUGAAUCGUGUUUCGGCCAACAAAACAACACUCAUCAUUGCACACAAGCUCGCAACGGUCAUGGCAGCGGAUAACAUUGCUGUCAUGGUAAAUGGCAGGAUAGCCGAGCAAGGCAACCAUAACGAGCUGCUCAAGCGCGACGGACUAUACGCAGCUAUGGUUCGUGCGCAAGACUUGGGAGCCGAUGCUACAGCGGAGGCUCUGGAAUCCGAUCUCGAAGACGGUAUCGACCAGAGAGUUGACGCGCCAGCAUCAUUGCUGCGAACAAAGUCCGAAGCCCUGUCAAUCGGCGCCAGUCGUGAGUCCGAACAAGGCAACCAUGGCACAGUCGGAUACUCACUCGCCAAAUGCAUCUUCAUCAUGCUCAAAGAACAUUCCAAACUGUACCCAUGGUACGCUGUCCUUGCGCUUACGUAUUUGAUCGUCGGCGGUACUUAUCCAGCGCAAGCAGUGCUUUUCUCUCGUCUCAUCCGUGUGUUUACGCUACGAGGGUCUGAAGCAAAGCAACAGGCCGACUUCUAUGCUCUCAUGUUCUUCGUGUUGGCUCUGGGCAAUCUCGUAGGAUACUUCUGCGUCGGCCUUGCCACAAACGCGAUAGGACAGGCGCUCACUCACCACUAUCGUCGAGAGAUGGUUGAGCGCAUCAUUCGUUUCGAUCAAGACUUUUUCGACGAUCCGGACAACUCUUCUGGUGCUCUGACUGCGAAACUCUCCUCAGCCCCUUCCGCAGUACAGGAGCUGAUGUCUGCCAACGUUGGACUUAUGGUCAAUGUGGUAGUCAACAUAUUGGCCUGUAGCUUGCUGGCAAUAGCGUUCGGAUGGAAAUUGGGACUAACCCUGGUCUGUGCCGGUCUUUCACUCAUCGUCGUGGGUGGCUACAUCAGGAUACGGCUCGAUCAAAAGCUGGAAAUAUCGACUGAAAAACAGUUUUCGAGCAGUGCAAGCUUGGCCGCUGAGACGGUAGCUUCUAUCAAAACUAUCAGUUCGCUGACGCUCGAGAGCUCUGUUCUGCAGGCAUACAAUUCAAGUUUGGACAACAUCGUCGCCAAAGUGAUUCGGAGUGCAAUGAUUACAAUCAUUCCCUAUUCUUUGUCCCAAUCGAUUGACUUUCUGGUCAUUGGAUUUGGCUUCUGGUACGGUUCUCGAUUGAUCGCCGCAGGAGAAUACACAGUGACUCAGUUCUUUGUUAUUUUUAUUGCAGUGGUGUUUGGUGGCCAAAAUGCAGCCCAGUUCUUUUCGUACACAACCUCAAUCACCAAGGCAACAGGAAGUGCGAACUAUAUCUUCUGGUUGAGGACAGUCAGAUCGACGAUUCGCGAAAGUGACGACAAUCGGGACGUCGGACCUUCCACAAAUGAUGCGCUCAUCACAUUCCAGAAUGUUGAAUUUCAGUAUCAGCGUCGAAGCACCGCAAGGGUAUUGCGAAACGUCUCAAUUAAGAUCGAGCCAGGAACAUAUGCUGCAUUCGUAGGACCAUCUGGCUGUGGCAAAAGUACUAUAAUUUCACUGUUGGAACGUUUCUAUGACCCAACAUCUGGCCGCAUCACAUUGAACGAGGACGACAUCUCGCUCAUGUCUCCAAAUCUCUACCGUCGCUACAUGUCUCUCGUGCAGCAAGAACCUCCAUUGUACAUGGGAUCGGUCCGCGAUAACAUAGCGAUUGGCCUAGAUUAUGAACCUUCCAACGAGGAGAUACAAGAAGCUUGUCAACAAGCUCAUGUGACGGAUUUUGUAUCGUCGCUACCGGAAGGUCUGAACACACCUUGUGGAUCGAAAGGCUUGCAAUUCUCAGGUGGCCAAAGGCAGCGAAUAGCGAUCGCGAGAGCACUUAUUCGCAAACCAAAACUGCUAUUGCUUGAUGAGGCAACUUCUGCUUUGGACACCCAAAGUGAGCGAGCAGUACAAAAUGCUCUUGACGCAGCGGCUUCAACUAGAACAACCAUUGCUGUGGCUCAUCGACUCAGCACGAUUCGUCAUGCGGACGUGAUUUUUGUGAUAGAGGAUGGCAAGAUCGCAGAGACCGGCACCCACGAAGAGCUGCAACAGCUCAAGGGCAGGUACUAUGCCAUGUGUAUGGCGCAAACUUUGGACCAGGCCUGA